Messenger RNA from Phasianus colchicus (ring-necked pheasant), 2160 nucleotides. It is a transcript of the gene DHRS13, whose product is annotated as dehydrogenase/reductase 13. NCBI's taxonomy places the organism in Eukaryota, Metazoa, Chordata, Aves, Galliformes, Phasianidae. The record is from RefSeq and is a predicted model, not a curated record.
GCCCGCUCCAUUGGCUUUUCCACCCCUUCCUGCACAAAGGGCUGCGGCGCUCGCUCUGAGCAGCACAGCCCUCUUCCUCUUUUCCUCCUCCCCUUCCUCCCUGCGGACAGGAUGGGGUGGUGGCUGCUGGGUGUGGGGCUGCUGCUCUGCGUGCUGCUUUGCUUCACCCUACGCAGCCCCGCACCGCCGCUCGCCCUGCCCGCGCUGCACGGCCGCACCGCCAUCGUCACCGGGGGAAGCAGUGGUAUCGGGGAGGCUGUGGCACGGGAGCUGGCACGGUGCGGGGCACGCGUGGUGCUGGCAACGCGCAACGCGCUGCGGGGAGAAGAGGCUGCAUGGCGCAUCCGUAGGGACACGGGGAACCCUGAGGUGCUCUUCAUGCCUCUGGACCUCAGCAGCUUCCACUCAGUGCACGCUUUCGCCACCGCCUUCCUGCAGCAGGAGCCCCACCUGCACCUCCUCAUCAACAACGCCGGUGAGCAGCAGAGCACUGCAUCACCCCCAAAACCCAGCACCCCAAACCCAGCACCCACACCACGCACUGCCCACACAGGAGUGAGCGCCGGGGGCACGACGCAGGACGGUUUCAGCCUGCCAUUCCAGGUGAACCAUCUGGGCCACUUCCUGCUGACCCAACUGCUGCUGCACCGCCUGCAGAGCAGCGCCCCGAGCCGUGUGGUCAUCGUCGCCUCCUCUGCACACUGUGCCGGCCGCCUGCGCAUGGCCGAGCUCGGCCACCCACCCCCCGGCCCCUUUGCUGCCUUCCAGGAUUACUGUGACAGCAAGCUGGCCAACGUGCUGCACGCCCGGCAGCUGGCAGCACGCCUGCAGGGGACUGGAGUCACCGCCUAUGCCGUGCACCCAGGUUUUGUCAACACACAGCUGUUCCGUCACGCACCACUAUGGCUGCAGCUGCUGUGGACUCCGCUGUCUCGGUUCUGCUUCCGCAGUGCAGCUGAAGGCGCACGCCCAGUGCUGUUCUGUGCCACUCAGGAUGGCCUCGAGCCCUUCAGCGGCUGCUACUUCGCCGACUGCCGCCCCCUGCAGCCCUGGGCUCAGGGCAGGGAUGAUGCUGCAGCACGAGAGCUGUGGGACCGCAGCCAGAGGCUGCUGGGGCUGCGGCCCUCCUUGUGCACACCUGCGGAAUAAAUAAGUCCUGCAGUUGUGUUGCACUGCGUCAUGCAGCUCCCCAAGCUGCCCCCGUGCAAUGCGUGCCAUUUUCUGCAUGCCAUCCCAUGCUGAGCAGCUUUGCAAAGAGUGCAGUUGCUUCAGUGCAGCAUGCUCUGCCCUGCACAGAUGUGCUGCUGCAGCUCGCAGUCUUGCAAACACACAUGCUGUGCAAACCCUGCCUUGUCAGUGCAUGCAUAUGCAUAUAGCCCUGCAUAUGCACACAAAUGCUGCAGCGUGAAUGCGCUCUGCUUUGCACAGUGCAACAAAUCACACUGUAGCGUGCACGCUGCACCAUGCACUGCAUUGCACACGUGCAACAAAGCAUGCUGUACUGCGCACACACUACAAUGCACACACAUGCAUAUGCUGCACUGCACAUGCCCUACCUUGCACACACACUACACACAUUACAUUGCAUGUGUCCUGCCUUGUGCAUGCACACAGCCUUGCACACACAGCACAGUGCCUGCACUGCACUGCACGUGCCCUGCCUCGCACACACUGCACUGCGCAUGCAUGCAUGACACGUGCCGAACUGCACACGCUGCAUUGCAUGCAGCCUCACACAUUAAGGAACACACUGCUGUGCACUGGCCAUCCCCAGCAUGGAACACCCUCCCCUUGCAUUGCAUUGCAUUGCAUUGCAUUCCACACCCUCCCCUUGCAUUGCAUUGCAUUGCAUUGCAUUCCACGCCCUCCCCUUGCAUUGCAUUGCAUUGCUUUCCACGUCCUCCCCUUACGUUGCAUUGCAUUACAUUACACUGCACACCCUCCCCUUGCAUUGCAUUGCAUUGCUUUCCACGUCCUCCCCUUACAUUGCAUUGCAUUGCAUUGCACUGCACACCCUCCCCUUGCAUCGCUUUGCAUUGCAUUGCAUUGCACUGCACACCCUCCCCUUGCAUUGCAUCGCAUCGCAUCGCAUUGCACACGCUCUGCACCGCGCGCACCGCCGCCGCCCCGCAGCGCUCCGCACACUGCGCACGCGCCGCG